This is a messenger RNA of Vitis vinifera (wine grape), 2089 nucleotides long. RefSeq names its product ethylene-responsive transcription factor RAP2-4. Lineage: Eukaryota; Viridiplantae; Streptophyta; Magnoliopsida; Vitales; Vitaceae. The record is from RefSeq and is a predicted model, not a curated record. Bases 672 to 1775 code for a protein of 367 amino acids. The transcript has a single exon. Gene Ontology annotation, molecular function: DNA binding; DNA-binding transcription factor activity. Gene Ontology annotation, biological process: regulation of DNA-templated transcription.
GGGGCAUCUGUGGGGGCGAGAAAAGCAGAGUGAGGCUUGACAGAACCACAAACAAAAAAAAAAAAAAACCGAGUGAUUGAGAGUUGAGAAUCAGAGUGUUUUUGAGCAUUGGUUUUUUCUCAUUUUCUUUCCCUUUCCCCCCCUCUGUAGCAUCCCGCUUCUCUGAAUCCCUUUCUGUUAAUCAUCUGUCUUUCACGGUUUUGAUUUUUGGGUUUGUUUUUUUGGACUUUGGAAACGAUCAAAAAGCAAACUUAGAACGAUUUCAAGGAAGUCAGGUGUUUUCAGAAUAGAGAUCCAGUUUUAUUUGUAGUGUUUUUUUCCCCCUAAAUUGUUUUGAAUCAGGUUUUUUUUUUUUUUUUUUCUUUUGUUUAUAUUUUCCUUGAAUCAGCCGGGAGGGUUUGUUUUUUAUUCGUCCCUCAAGGUUGGUCCUUUAGGAUCUUUGGAGUAAAGGGGUUGUUUAUUUGAAACCUCUUUGAUCUUUCAAUUUGUAGAGAUAGUUGUGUUUUCUUCCUUCUUUAUUUCUUCAUCACUUUGGAACUCUUACCUGUUCUUGAAUUUUGAAAAGAAACAGGUUGGUGUAGUGGAGAAGUUCUAUUCUAACCGUUUGCCUUCUUGUUCUAGUUUUUAUUGUAUUUUGAAGAUUUUGGUUUCUAGAUCUGACAGUUGAAGGAAUGGCACCUACGGUGGAUUUCUACAGUAGCAGACCUCUUCAAUCAGCUUCAUGUGGCGGUGAGCUCAUGGAAGCACUGGAACCUUUUAUGAAAAAUGCUUCUUCUACUUCCCCUUCUUCAACCCUAUCUCCUUCGUCUUCACCUUCUACCUCUUCUUUCUAUCCUUCAUCCGAUUUCUACUCUCCUAUCUCAACCCAGUAUCCAGAUGGAUGCUCGACCUCGACCACCCAUGUAAUUUCCCAAGGGUUCUCGAGUCAUGACCUACAGGGUUUCGAGCAUUCGGGUCCAAUUGGGCUCAAUCACCUAACACCCUCUCAGAUUCACCAGAUCCAAGCCCAGAUCCAGCUUCAGCAACACCACAACCACAUGCCUGCCGUGGCUGCUGCAGCUUCGUUCAACACCCAGAAUCUCCCCCAGUGGCAACAGCGUCAACAAGCCCCUAACUUCCUCAGUCCGAAGCCCAUCCCCAUGAAGCAAGUGGGCGUACCUCCAAAACCCACAAAGCUCUAUAGAGGGGUGAGACAACGGCAUUGGGGAAAAUGGGUCGCCGAGAUCCGACUUCCCAAGAACCGAACCAGGCUCUGGCUUGGCACCUUCGACACCGCCGAAGAAGCCGCCUUGGCUUACGACAAGGCCGCGUACAAACUUAGAGGUGACUUCGCGAGGCUUAAUUUCCCAAAUCUCCGCCACCAAGGAUCCCAUAUCGGAGGCGAAUUUGGGGACUACAAGCCUCUCCAUUCCUCAGUUGACGCAAAGCUUCAAGCCAUUUGCCAGAGCUUGGCUGAAACCCAGAAACAGGGGAAGCCUACCCAGGGCAAGAAAUCCAGGUCGCGGGCGGUGGCGCCCUCUGCGUCACAGCCGGUGACGGUUUCGGAGAGUUCGACGUUGUCUGAACAGGGAUCGGAAGAUUGUAAGGUGGAGCCAACUUCAUCGUCCAUGUUUACUGAGAGUGAUGGGUCCGGAGGAUCCUCGCCCCUCUCGGAUCUUACUUUCCCAGAUGAUUGCGAAGAAGCACCGUUCUACGGUGCUUGGGAGAAUUUCAAUUUGCAGAAAUAUCCCUCUAACGAGAUCGAUUGGGCAGCUAUUUCAUCCCAAUGGCCAUGAUGUUAUAUAAUGUGUCUCCUCUUUUGGUUUUUCAUUUUCAGUCUUAUUUUAGGGCGAUGUACUGUACUUGAGUUUAGAAAUUGGCGUCUACAGUAGGAGUAUAGCUACUGCAAUGAAAUUUUUGGCAGUUGCAGUAGCUAUCUGUGUUUAUGUCUAGGGAACCUGGUGGUAGGUUAGAACUUAGCAAGUUCUGCUGUGUUAAUAUGAUGUGUGUUGGUCAUGGCCAUUGGUCAGCUGGUGUUUUUUUCUUGCUGAUCCAUGGUAUCAUGUAUGUUCUUUAUUUGAGUUGUAAUUGAUUUCUACUUUUAUUAUCA